GCAAAGAUGUCUAUAAACAAACCAGGCUGAGCAGCAGUAGAAGAAUUCAAAAUCCGAAGUAUCGGCUAGUUGUUUGCGUAUGAUUUUCUUGUUGUGGUGAGUAAAAUUGUUCCGGUGCUUUGUUUAUUUUUUCUUCAUUCCAUGUGUACGUCUACGUAAUUUCAAUUCACCGUUUGUAUUUGACAUUGCAACUAAAAACCUACGUUCAUCAUCACGUGAGGAAGUAUAGUAGAGAAAAAUAGUACCUCUAGUAGGUGAAGAAAAAUGCGCGAGAACAGUUCUUCGAGCAGUUGCUGCCGUGACCAUGUCGUCGAGGACGUGGAAGAUGAAUUUGGGGUAGAAGCUCUAUUGCCUGAAGACGUCGAGAAGGACGAGCAAGAGAAGAACCAUGUCGAGAAGAACGACUCAGGCCCGACCUGGGACGACGACCAGCAGGACGUUGACGACCUGGAGCUGUUGUACGAUGAUGUUAAGGCUUAUGCAUUGCAAAUACCGAUCUGGGUCUGAAUUUGUGACGCGGUACUUCAAGGACAACAAGAUCUGUAGUGCAUGAAUACCAUUGGCCAGUUUUUUGUCGUGGUGGAUUGCAGUUUGUAAUGCCAAAUACGAAAAAUCAAUUUUUCGCCCAAGGACAGCCGAGGACAAAAAUUUCUCAUGCUGUUCUGCCGUACAAGCCGCCAGAGUAUCAUGCAAUCCAAGUAUUAACAACACAAGUUUAUUCCAGACCCAGACAUAUUUGCAUUUCAUAAGGCUGGAGAGCAAGACGACGUCGACUCAACGACAGCAUUAUCAAAUGUAAAAAUCCCUGGACGUCUGGAAGAAUGAGCGAUUUGUCAUGCAGCUUUUCCAUGACCCAUGAGGUCCUCUGGAAUGCAGGACCUAGUCGAUGACAGAUUCUGCGCGACCUCUCUCAUGCCUAUCCUGUCGAUGAGAAACCCCCUCCCGACUUGGUCAAAACUGGACGACUUUUGGUAAUCAUGCAACACAGAUUCUUGCUUGUUUCAGAUUUAGCGUGACAAGUUGCAUUCUUCCAGACAUCCAGGGAUUUUUAUCAUCAUUUCCUUCCUGCUGCACCCGUUCUUUUUGCAGGUUCGCCACUGCUAUGGAUUGUAAAAAUGUCUGGGUCUGGAAGAAUGCAAGAUUUGUGAUGCAGGUUUUCCAUGGCCCAUGAGGUCUGGAAUGCGAGGCCCAGCAUCACAGAUUCCUUGAGGUCUCUAUCAUGCCUUUCCUGCAUGAGAGACUCCCUCUCAACUUGUUCAGAAGCGGACAGCUUUUGGUACUCACGCAACACAGAUUUUUGCAUCAUUCAGAUUUAGCAUGACAAGUUCUAAUCUUCCAGACCCAGACAUUUUUGCAUUUGAUAACUGCUUUGCCAGUUGUGGUCGCGCUCUUUGCCUUGGCGGUCCUCUUUGCCGCUGCUUUUGCCGUGUUCUUGGUGCUAUCCUGUGCAAAAGUAUCUGAUACUCGUAUUGCAGUCAUGCAUUACAAUUUUUUUUCUUAACGGAAGUCCGCAUAUACAAAUUUUAUUUCUCAUGCUGAGGAAAUUUGUAAUGCAUUUACACGAGUGCGCUACUUUUGCAGUUCAUAGGCACUGUAUACACAGGAGGUGGCCACGGCGGACCAGUUGCGUCACCGGACCGAGGAGCUGAGUGAGGAACUGGAACAGGCACAGGCGGAGCUCGAAAAAGAACUACCAAGAAAAGUGAACAUCGUGUUUGCGGGCGGCUUCCUCGACACGGAAAUUAUGCAAGCGACGCUGGUCAUGAAGCGACUCAGCGAAGAUUUCGCAGGCUUGGCGAGGGUGUAUUUCAUCACCUUUUCGGCGCUGCUGGCCACGAGGGUAGAAGAAGUGGCGCCGCGGGUGGAAAUCCUACGCGGCCCGGUGGAGGAAGCGAGAAAAUGGCUCAGGACCCGUUCCGACGUGCGGGCAAAGGACAUGCGCCCCAGUUUGCGCGAGUGGCUAGACACGACCAUCCGCGAGAAAGUGCAGGGAAACGUGGACUAUUGGAUCGCUGACUGGAUUUCGGCCAUGCCCCAGUAUGCGUCCACGACUUGGACCCCCGCGCAGGUUGCGCAGUCGGUCUGGUAUGUAUCGUGAGAAAAAAGUGUUACAGUUACACACUCUGAUGUAAGACAAGCAAGACAGACAACCUCUGUCAUGCAGGAAAUGCCAGGCAGCCUCAUUUACAUUUCAUUCGUGUUUUCCCUUAUAGUCUGCGCAUCAGCCAUGCAGAGCAACUUUGUGAUGCUGAAAUUCCAACAAAUGUGUAACUGUACCGCUUUUUUCCUGUGAUAGUAUGGCAACUCCAAAGACUACGCGAGAAGCCCGGACAGUCGCGCGCAGGGGGGCUUUGACGGCGACGGGAAAGGCGAAAAGGCCUACGUGGAGUGGGUGACAGACGUGAUGGGGGACCCGCGUCCGAGCACCUUGCCCUCCUUGCGAGCCGAGGACUCAGCGGUUUUGUGCCUACCUUCGGAGUAUCAAAUGUAAAAAUGUCUGGGUCUGGAAGACUGCGAGACUAAUAUUUACAUUGCUUGAUGACUUCCGGGCUCUGGUCCCGCCUACCCCCCGGCGACAGGUGACCUCGACAGGUGACCUCGACAGGUGACCUUGACAGGUGACCUUGACAGGCGACCCUGACAGGUGACCUUGACAGGUGACCUUGACAGGUGACCUUGACAGCUGACCUCGACAGGUGACCUUGACAGGUGACGCUGACAGGUGACCUUGACAGGUGACCUUGACAGGUGACUUCGACAGGUGACCUGGAGAGGUGGCCGCGACAGGCGAAGCGAGAGGAUAAAGCAAAGGCGAGACCAGGGCCUGGGCGCAAAUAUUUAUUUUUCAAGCCAACCUCCGCUCUUGACGUGAAAAAUAAAGUAAGAGCGCCCAAACAAAAAAAUGCGACGCGAACAAAAUCAAAAAUGAAAAUGAUUAAAGCCGUAACAUAAACUGCCUCCAUAAACAAAGAAGUCUUUGCGUUGCGAUGCAAAAAUAAAAAAGCGGCUAUCACUGCAAUGCACGGCCAGGCGACAGCUGCUUACUUUGCUCUGUGGAAUCGGAAAGGCGUUGCGCUUCAACACUAGAGAACUUUUUUGCAGCAGCCACACAGAGAUACUCACUUUGCUUCUAUUUCUGUUUUUUCUUGCAAAAUGCAGUGCGCCUAGUUCGCCCUUUUUCCAGUAGCGCUUCGCGCACUAAGCCACUACGCGCGCGCCUGGUGUGAGGCGAGGGGCGGACGCUGUCCGCCCCGAUGCCGAACACCCUUCCCCCACUAGCGUUUCGCGCACUAAGCCACUACGCGCGCGCCUGGUGUGAGGCGAGGGGCGGACGCUGUCCGCCCCGAUGCCGAACACCCUUCCCCCACUAGCGCCACUAGGGACGAGCACAAGGCCCCAGCGUGGGGACCCUGGCCCCACGCUCGGGUGGGCCUUGUUUGUCGUGCAGAUUUUCCAUGACGCAUGAGGUCUGUCAUGCAUGGCCUGGCAUGACAGACUGUGCGCGACCUCUAUCAUGCCUCACCUGCAUGAGAACCUGCCUCUCAAUUUGGUCAAAAGCGGACAGCUUUUGGUCCUCAUGCAACACAGAUUUUUGCACUAUCCAGAAAUAGCAUGACAAGUUCCAGCGUUCCAGACCCAGACAUAUUUGCAAUGCAUACGGAGCUCUACAGCUCAGGAACUACCGAAGAUCCGGGGCUUCAGACCACUUCUGCCGCUACUUGCUCCACGGCUGCAGGACGGUCCCCUAUGCUGAGUAAAAACUUUCCACACCAGAGUCAAGAUGGGAAAUCUGCUAGACAAAUCAGCCAGCUUUGGUGCUUUCGCAUGACAGGCGUGCUCUAGUAGCGUAAUCCUGUUUAGCUAGCAGAGCAGCAUCACAGAGCUCGCACGUCAUGCUGAUUGGAGCAUGAACAUUCCGAAACACGAUCAGACAUUGCUUCUGAUGGGUCUCCGCAUGAGAAACAUUUUCAGCAUGCAGAUUUGCAUUGCAACUCUGGGUUGGGGACGUUUUUACAAAUGAUAUCCUCAGCAUCUUCUUCUUCACAGGAACACCUCCAGGGUGCAGAAAUUUUCGUGGGUCGCGUGUUUCCCAUCCGCGGCGCGAGCGGAAACACUAGAUCCCCGCCUGCAGCUCCCUUUCUAGCUAAGGAUGAAGGCGUUUUUUCGAAUGAAGCCCCCGUUGCCGCGUUGAUGGUUUCCGGACAGGAGGAAACCGGCUUUUGCCCUACGGACAGAACCAAGAUAACUUCCUAUACCAGCCCCGACAACACGACGCAGCUUUUUCUGCAAUCCUUGGAAGCCGCGGCGGGGGGCCGGCAGAUCGUGUAUUUGUCGCUCGGGACGCUUUACCACGUGGAAAAACAGGUGUUUGACAACAUCGUGGCCGACCUUUCGCACCUCGGCCCUGCCAAGUACUACGUGGUACUCCGCCUGAGCUUAAAGAAAGAUGUUGUACCCGCAUCGGCUUUGCCGCCCUUCAUCCGACUCGAGCGCAACAGCAUCGACCAGACCGCUUUGCUCUGCUACUUUGGUGCCCAACGCCGCCUGGUCUUCGCUUCCUCCUGUGGCGUUUCGAGCCUGGGCGAAGCGAUGCAGGCCCGGGUGCCGGUGGUCGCACUUCCCUUCCAGCCCGAACAGCGUACGAAUGCAGUGGCCAUCAGCCGCGCUAACGUCGGCGUUUAUGUGGGGAUCGGUCGCGUCGACCCCCGUGAGACCGAGCCGGACCCGGGGCCGGACGCACUGCAGGCGACCUCGAUUGCGGGCGGAAUCGAAACCAUGGUGGGGCAGGGGCAGGCGAGCCAGGAGCGGUACCUGGCCGCACUGGACACGGCGAAGGAAAUCAUACGCGCCAACGCUUUCGACGGAGGUCGUGCGGCGCAGUUCAUGUUGCACGUCGCCAGGACGAAAAAGGCCUGGAAAAACGCACUGCGCGCCGUGCCGUAGUUUUGUUCCAGGACCGUGAAGUGAUUCUCCUUUUUUGUUUGUGGUGGUGUUCUAUCGUCGAUGGGGAGGAUACAAGAGAGAGGUGAAAGGGGGGAGAAUCAGCAAUAGAAAUUUGAAGCAUUUUCGUGUGGCGCAUGUGGGCAGCAAUGCAAGUUUACUUCGUUUCAGCAUUACAAAUUUAUUUUUUUUUAGGGUUCGAUGUCCGAAAAUGCUUAUCUUUUCCAGCGAGCCCCGGUGAUGCUGGAUUGUUGUUGUGAAAGAAGAAGAAGAAGAUGAUGAUGAUGAUGAUGAUGAUAGCGCGCGUGAUCAAAAAGUAUUAUUAUCUCCCCGAGCUAACCACAGUCUGAAAAUAAAAAGUGUGGUCUUUGCCCUUUCGCGACGCUAUGAUGGAUCUGAGUUCUAGCAACGAGCACUACAAAAAUUGAACGCGACGAUGAUGACGGCAAAACGUUGCAGAACGCCCACGGACUUUUUUCAUCUUUCUUUCUCGCUUCUGAAAAGCAGUAACAGGAUAAGCAGCAGCUACUACAAGGUAGAUUCGUAUGGACUUUCCCGAUGUUCUAGCACUUCUUUACGUUUGGAAAACUUCGUUCGUCUUUACACUUCGUCGCUUUAGUGAGAACAAACUGUCUCCGGAAUUUAUUUACUUCAUCGCUUCAGCAUUAGAAAUUAGAUUUCAACGUUUCGCAUUACAAUGUUUUCGCAUCACAGAUAGUAUCCGGUAGAAAGCACACCCGAAAAAGACCACCCUACGAAGACUAAGAUGAUGAGGCGAGACCGAGAAUUUUCCUUUUUCACAAACUAGGUUCUACAGGGGUUGGAAGUAGAGCUUGCGUGCAAGUCUAAGAAGAGAAGAAUCAUAUUGCACGUACUGAAGAACUGUGUUCGGAAUGUCUCUACUUUGUUCGCUGGCGCUGGCCUAUAGCCGUGUAUUAUAACAAGUUAUGGCCAAUUUUCGAAGAUAACAAGUCCUGCAUAGACCUAAUACAUACUACAGAUAGUACGAGAAAGACCAAGCACAUUGACAUUAGACAUAAUUUCAUCAAGGAUCUUCAUCAGAAAAAA
This is a messenger RNA of Amoebophrya sp. A120, 6009 nucleotides long. The record is from the annotation of a GenBank genome assembly. Lineage: Eukaryota; Dinophyceae; Syndiniales; Amoebophryaceae.